Molecule: messenger RNA, 1113 nt
Organism: Echinops telfairi (small Madagascar hedgehog)
Lineage: Eukaryota; Metazoa; Chordata; Mammalia; Afrosoricida; Tenrecidae
Gene: TMEM250
Product: transmembrane protein 250
Exons: 2
Coding region: 368-787 (139 amino acids)
Source: RefSeq, a predicted model, not a curated record
GGUGGCCGCAGAGGGACUUGAUACGGCACCCACGCUGGGCCAAACGCUGCAGCCGGCCGGGUGCCGGCGUCCCUUCGCCGACGAGGCGGUCCCGGGCAGGGAAUAUUGAAGCCGGCCCGCGGACGGACCCGGUGCUCCGUGUCCUCGGCACCAUGCUGCCUCCCUGUUCUCGACGCCCCGAGGGACACGGGAUCCCGCAGCCCUGGCCCCCAGCAUCGUGGCCGGCUGGCCCAGGGGCUCGGGACGCCGGCGCCACCGCAGACAGGGCAGCCGGCCGGCGUCUUCCUGGAGCCUGGGCUGCGAGCUCCUGGUCCUAGGCGCUUGUGCUGCCGCUGCUGACGGCUGCCUGUCUGCCGCCACCGGCCCCAUGCCAGUUAUCCCCAUUCCGCGGCGGGUCCGCUCCUUCCAUGGCCCGCACACCACCUGCCUGCACGCAGCCUGCGGGCCCGUGCGCGCCUCCCACCUGGUGCGCACUAAAUACAACAACUUCGACGUGUACUUGAAGACGCGCUGGCUUUACGGCUUCAUCCGCUUCUUGCUCUACUUCAGCUGCAGCCUCUUCACCGCCACGCUCUGGGGCGCGCUCGCAGCGCUCUUCUGCCUGCAGUACCUGGGCGUGCGCGCGCUGCUGCGCUUCCAGCUCAAGUUCUCCUUGCUGCUGCUGCUGCUGGGCCGCCGUCGCGUGGACUUCCGCCUGCUCAACGAGCUGCUCCUCUACGGCAUCCACGUCACCGUGCUGCUGGUGGGCGGCCUGGGCUGGUGCUUCAUGGUCUUCGUGGACAUGUGAGACCGCAGCGCCCUCCCAGCGCCCAAGAGAAAAGGGCUUAGACCAAUUUCUGCGUCGGGGACCAAAGGGCCCUGUAUUCCUGCUGCACCCUCCCUUGUGGGCAGUGCACCCCCCAACUGCGUGCCUCCUUCAGGUCCCAGGGUGGGGCUUACCAGCCCCAGCCCCCACUGCUUCUCUGGGGCCACAUCAGCCCCAACUUUCAUCAGUUGGGGAAGGGCCUGCCUUUCUGCUGGCUGUACAACACCCCCACCCCCCAUGCAGCUGGCUCAGCCACUCAGAAGGGGCAGUUCCACUCACUACUGCACUGCCGCCAACCCUGCACCACA